Molecule: messenger RNA, 1343 nt
Organism: Darwinula stevensoni
Lineage: Eukaryota; Metazoa; Arthropoda; Ostracoda; Podocopida; Darwinulidae
Source: the annotation of a GenBank genome assembly
GUAAAAUGGCAGCUGUGGCGCCAGGAGGUCGAACAUCUAGCCCUGCUUUCUUCCGUGGAUUCCUGAAUUCCCAAGCCCAUCCUGCCGACUUCUCUUCACGUCUCUCUUGAUUAAUGUCUGCGUGCACUAGGGAGGACUUAACUGGACUCUCUCGCCCAUGUCUAAAUGGAAUCUUCGUCUAUUGCCAACCGAGUGAGCAAAAAUGACGAAGAUCAAGUCAAUAAAGACGUUCCCGCCCGCAAUGACGUCAAUAAUAGCCAAAAGAAAUCACGGCGGAAGGUCUGGAAGUCCAUGUUCUGCUGCUUUGGUCGAAUCUACCAUUCCAAGAACAGUGAGAGUCAUCCAGAAGAAAAUGGCCAAUACUCACCACAUCUUCCUCAACCCAUUGCUUAUCGAUAUCUGCUUCCAUCCAUCAAAGCUCAGGAGACGAAGAAGAAAUGCAUGAUCAUUGAUCUUGAUGAGACAUUGGUUCAUAGUUCUUUCAAACCCAUCAGCAAUGCUGACUUCAUUGUACCAGUUGAAAUAGAUGGAACAGUACAUCAGGUGUAUGUUUUGAAGCGGCCUUAUGUGGAUGAAUUCCUUGAGAAAAUGGGGCAUAUGUUUGAAUGCGUGCUCUUCACUGCAAGUUUAGCCAAAUAUGCAGAUCCAGUUGUUGACUUAUUGGAUAAGGCAGGAGUCUUCAAGGUACGAUUGUUUCGGGAGGCAUGUGUGUAUCACCAUGGCAACUAUGUGAAAGACCUCAGUCGCCUUGGUCGGGACCUGAAUCAAGUGGUGAUAGUCGAUAACUCUCCUGCCUCUUACAUUUUUCAUCCUGACAAUGCUGUGCCUGUUGUUUCCUGGUUUGAUGACAUGAGUGACACAGAACUUCGGGAUUUGAUCCCCUUCCUAGAAGCCUUGAGUGGUGCUGAAAGCGUGUAUAGCUAUCUGAAAAACCAUCGGCAUCCACAUAGUGGGAGGAGACAGCAGGAAGCUCUCAUAACUGCUCAAACUGUGCAUAAUGGACCUCCACCUGAUAGCAGUAACCCAAUUUCCUCUGUGACCAAUACAGGACUUGAUGGAGACGAUAACCCUGUUUUGCCUGUAUUGCCCGGGAAUGUUCAUACCCCGCUCCCUCCACCCAUCCCAGCAUAGCUUUGGGAGUGAGGACAGAUUGGUUUCAUUCACCUUCAAAUACUGUGAUGAUGUCAAAUCACUCCUCCUUCCUCUGUGUCUGCCUCUUAUUUUAUGUUCCUCUUUGUUGCUUGCCUUCUUUGCCAUCUCUCUUUGACCUUGUAUUUCUCCCAACUUUUUUGUAAAUACUCCUUGCAGAGCUGGCAGCUCUCAGUCACCUUCUAUCCUUCAUG